UUCGACUUGUUCGUUUUAUUUCGAUUAAAUCGGUGCAAUUACAACGGCAUUAGUGCCUUCGGUGUAUAUAUCUUGUUCAUAAAUUUUCUUAUAAGAAUUUUAAGGAAAAUUUUUUGUUUGAAGAUUUUCAUUUUAAAGUUCACUAUUUGGUAACUAACGGUUUUUUUUUUUUCGUUGGAGAAACUUAUUUACGCAAACACAAAAAUGUUCUCAAAUAGCCCAAUAAUGAAACUUAUCGUUUUGCUUUUCUUCAUCGCUGCGACUACCGCAUCACCGAUUUUCUUUGGCCAUCAAAAGCAAACGCAAAUUUUCAUAACUCCACGAAAGGAUACUGUAUCGAAGACGGUCAAUCAAAUUCCAGCAACAGUGGUCAAAAAAAGACCAGCUGCUGUCAAUUUGAGUGUUCCAGUACCAAUACAUGUCCAAUUGCCCGUUCAAUUGCAUUUACCACAAUUUGCAAAACCAAGUACGCCACAAGAAAUGAACAAACUUUUUACCGAAAUGAAAAAUAGCAAAAAACCAUUUAUGACUGUAUCAAUGAAAGGACCACCAAAAGCGUCAUCAUUAUUCCCAGAUCCAUUCAAUCUAUUUAAUGAUGACAACAGUGAACACAUCGUCGUCCAUGUGCCAUAUAACGUGCAUACACAUAAUAUACAUCAUCAUCACAUUCAGACCGUGCCCGUUUACAAGCAUAUACCAGUUGUGAAGCACGUGCCAAUUCAAAGUCCAAUAAUAGUCAAAGAAGUGGCAAUUCCAGUACAUCUUCCAGCUUACAAAGAGGAAUGGAGUCCUCCACAACAACAAUGGUGGUAGAUGGAUGACCACACGCAAUCGCAGUUGACAGACAUGAUGAUCAUAUGAGUUUGAAAGUGUAAAAACAAAUUGAACAAAAACUAAAAUCGUCUGAUUGAAAUCAGCAAAAUACAAACAAAAAAAUAAAUAAAUUUCAGCAUUUUUUUCUUUCUAAUUGUUUUGAAAAAAAAAAAAAAAAAAAAAGAAUUACUGCAAAUCAUUCGAAAGAGACUUAAAUAAAGGUGGUUGCCUUGUCGCCUAACUUUGUACCGUA
Messenger RNA from Contarinia nasturtii (swede midge), 1066 nucleotides. RefSeq lists its product as uncharacterized. NCBI's taxonomy places the organism in Eukaryota, Metazoa, Arthropoda, Insecta, Diptera, Cecidomyiidae. The transcript is spliced from 5 exons. The coding region runs from base 205 to 813 and encodes 202 amino acids. The record is from RefSeq and is a predicted model, not a curated record.